AUGGCAAACCAAUGCACCCCUUCUUGCCCUCCUACCCUUGCUCUCGUCUUCCACCACCACCACUCCCUCCUCUCACCCUUCCAAUGUGCCUUGCCCAUCCAAACAGCCCCCAAAGAUGAUGAACAACACCGAACACGGAGGUUGGGUGUUGUUUGCACUCGUUCUCUGUCCUGCCCACCUGCCCACCCAGCACCACCUGCCUCUCACCUUCCACCCCCACCACCACCACUUCUCACCCUUCCAACACCCCCGCACAAACAGCCAUCCAGGAUGAUGAACGACACCAAACUUGGACAUUCAGCAGCAUUCACAGUCGUUCUGUGCCCUAUCCACCCCUUCUCACCCUUCCCCCCUCCCUCUCAUCUUCUGCCACCACCAGCCCCCUCUUCUUGCCCCUCUGACACUCCUUGCCCAUCCAAACAGCCCCUGAAGAGCCCUGAUGACAGCAAAUGA
Molecule: messenger RNA, 453 nt
Organism: Cyclocybe aegerita
Lineage: Eukaryota; Fungi; Basidiomycota; Agaricomycetes; Agaricales; Hemipholiotaceae
Source: the annotation of a GenBank genome assembly